UGAAAUGUUCCCCCCUGACAGAAGAUCUAUUGGAAAUGAUGUACUAAACCCCUCGGACCUGCAAAAAGUGAUAUGGCUAAGACCAGGGAAGUUGGUUCCCAAUCCGCAUUUUGUUGUUGAUGGCAUCUCAAGGUUUGAUUUUGGUCAAGGCGCAGUUGGUAAGAAAAUUGAUUUAUUCUUUCGCUGCCACUGACAAUGAUGGAUGUCCAAUCGUGAGGCUAUUUUUAUCCAAUGUCAAUUUAAAUGAGUUUAUCACUCAUACACAUGCAAACAAUUUAAACUGGGAGAGUGUUAGUCCUUCUCGCUUUAAAUGGAUUGGACAUCUAGAAGUGCUGUCAAUGGCAAUCAAUUAGCACCUAAAGUCAAGCUCUUUUAAUGAGUUUAUCACAGAUAGACAUCCAAUCCAUUUAAACUGAGAGGAAGGCAGCAAAUGAACGUUUGUUCAUUCCCUGGUAACAGUCCCACUUCAAAUGGAAUGGACGUCUCAUGUCGUCAAUGACUGCUAAUGAGUUAAUUCAUUCCAGGUUUCCAGUUUAUAUAAAUACUGUAGCUUCCCACACAGCCAGCGCUUUUGCUUGUGAUAAUCAUCAGGAACUUGGCACAUCUUCAUAACAACUCACUAAAAUGUUUUCUUUUAGGAAACUGUUGGUUCCUUGCAUCACUGGGUUCACUGACAUUCCAGAGAGUUAUUUUUGAGCGUGUUGUUCCUCUGGAGCAAAACUUUGCUCAGGACUACUGUGGACUGUUUCACUUUCGGGUAAAUACAUAGACAAGUGACAUUUCUAUUCAGAUGAAAAUGCAAUUUUCCCUAUAAUUUGUAUUUUCGUAUAAUGCUGUCAUCGCAAUUACUGCAUGUGUUUCAGAAAAUUGGCUUUUUAAUUUACGUUUUAUCUCGCACUCCAUUUAGUUAUUUAACUACAGCUUCCAAGGAUGAUACAGGUUGCCACGCAACAACAUAUCCUGAUGCCACAGUGCAAAGUCUUAAUCAAAAAAUUCUGGAGGUUUGGCAGAUGGGUAGAUGUUGUCAUUGAUGACAAGCUCCCAACAAUCAACGGCAGACUCAUUUUUGUGAGAUCCAAAGAUCCAACAGAGUUUUGGCCUGCUCUGUUGGAGAAAGCUUAUGCAAAAGUUUGUGGUUCCUAUUCAGAUAUGAGUUCUGGAACACCCAGUGAGGCAUUGGUGGACUUCACGGGAGGUGUUCACAUUUGUAUCAACCUGUCAGAUCCACCCACAGAACUUUGGGAGCUGAUGUGCAGAGCUGGAGAAUCCAAAUCAUUGAUGGGAUGUGGUACUCCUCAAGGGGAGACAUCAGCCAACACUGUUUUGCCAAAUGGAUUGGUCCAAGGCCACGCUUACACCAUCACAGGCGUCAGACAGAUGAUGAGUCGCGGGCAAGCAGUUUGUCUGGUGCGCUUGUUCAAUCCCUGGGGCAGGGGGGAAUGGAAUGGAGACUGGAGUGAUCAAUCACCUUUGUGGGAAACUGUGAGCUCACAAGAACGGGCUAUGUGCCUCUCUGUGGUUGACAAUGGCGAGUUUUGGAUGAGCCUGGAAGAUUUUUGUAGAUUCUUCGAUGAUCUUGACAUCUGCUGUACGUGUCCUGACAUUCUUGAUAGAGAAACUUCCUACCAUUGGAAGACAUCCGUAUAUGAGGGCAGAUGGCUUGCUGGGAAAACAGCUGGAGGCUGCAUGAAUAACCUUGGGGACAGCUUCUGGACUAAUCCACAGUAUCGAGUCAAAAUCGACCAACUAAAUGAGGAAUGUAAUUCCAAACUUAUUGACAAAAACAUGUUUGUGUCUCUGAUGCAAAAGCCAGACAAAAGAAACAGAGCCCUAGUCAAAAAUCUUCACAUUGGAUUAUCAGUAUUUCAGGUGACAGAUGAAUUCAAGACGCAAAAAGGGAAGUUUCCAGCAUCUUUCUUCAAUAAAAACAAACCUGUUGUGCAAACAAAAAACUACACAAACGCUCGUGAAGUGAUGGAGUUCGCCAUGUUGGAGCCCGGGGAAUACCUCAUUGUACCAUCGACUUUCAAACCCAACGAGACCGCCUCUUUCCUCCUGACCAUCCUCUCCAAGGAGGAGGCACAUAUCCAUGAGACUUCUGGUGGUCAUAGCCAUGGACAUAAAGAAGUUAAAGAGACCAGAGAAGCUGAUGAGGAGAAGGGAAUCUUGUUCCGGCAAAUAUUUGAGAAGGUUGAUGACGUGGAUGCAAAUCUGCUUCAGGAGCUACUAAAUGAUAAAGUCUUGAAAGGAGACUUGAAAACUGGAGGAUUUAGCAUUGAUGCAUGCCGCAGCAUGGUUGUAAUGAUGAGCACAAACGUCAACAGCAAACUGAACACUGGGGAGCUUUAUAGUUUGUGGAAGAAGGUUGUCAAGUACAAGGAUAUUUUCCUGUAUACUGAUGUGUCAACAAACGGAGCACUCUCGCAGAGCGAGCUUAGAAAUGCCAUUUUUGCUUUAGGAAUAAGGGUCAGUGAUAACAUGUUAAAUAUGUUAACUGUGCGCUAUGGGACUUCAUCUGGACAUGUCACACUGGAGAACUUCAUCAGUCUGGCUCUCCGCCUUGUCUCUAUGAAAAAAAUAUUUGACCGUUUUUCUGAUGGAAUGAAUCUGACGCUUCCUGAAUCAGAGUGGAUGCAAAUCUCAAUGUGUACCUGAAGAUGAUGAUGUUGGAAGAAAACCAAGGUGCAUUGUGAUUGUUAUCAAACAAAGAACAGGGGAAGUAUUAAUUUACACAAAAGCAUAUGAAAAAAAAUUCAGGUUUGCUUUCCUCAAUUUACAACACGAAGUAAAAGAAUCUAGCUUUUAAAAUGCUACAGUUAAUCAUGAUGAGUAAACCUCGCUAGACUCAUUGGCUACUUUGACAGUGAUGCGGUCUAAUUCAUUUUGACUGGGAUAGACCAGCGGCGAGUAAACGCUACGACAUAUCCCAGUCAACAUGAAUUGGAUGUCAUGGCGUCAAUAUCACAAUACAUGGUGAAUACUCUACUGGCAGUCAAUGAGUCAAUAGGUUGUAGCAAUUUCCUUUACUUGAAAGAUAUUGAAUUACUGAGCUAUGGAUUGAUUGUAUUGUAGACUUUUCAAACAAAUACAGUUGUGGUCAAAAGUUUACAUACACUUG
Messenger RNA from Corythoichthys intestinalis (scribbled pipefish), 3118 nucleotides. RefSeq names its product calpain-1 catalytic subunit-like. Gene Ontology annotation, molecular function: calcium-dependent cysteine-type endopeptidase activity. Gene Ontology annotation, cellular component: cytoplasm. The record is from RefSeq and is a predicted model, not a curated record. The transcript has 20 exons. Gene Ontology annotation, biological process: proteolysis. Lineage: Eukaryota; Metazoa; Chordata; Actinopteri; Syngnathiformes; Syngnathidae. The coding region runs from base 931 to 2655 and encodes 574 amino acids.